Molecule: messenger RNA, 3656 nt
Organism: Chinchilla lanigera (long-tailed chinchilla)
Lineage: Eukaryota; Metazoa; Chordata; Mammalia; Rodentia; Chinchillidae
Gene: Wdr24
Product: WD repeat domain 24
Exons: 9
Coding region: 1044-3500 (818 amino acids)
Biological process (GO): positive regulation of TOR signaling
Molecular function (GO): protein binding
Source: RefSeq, a predicted model, not a curated record
UAUUUUUUAAAGGACUAUAAAAUUAUUGACCACUGCUCAUCAUUAUUUACAAUAAACAACAUAGAAUAACAAUCGGAUUACUGCAAAGUUAUUUUUCUGGCUUUCGCUGAAAGUUCUCUAAAUAGGGAAAAGACAGCCUACCCGUCAGGAACGAGUUGGGGGUCCAAAAAAAGCAUGAGCCAGACGUGGUGACGCACGAUAGCAUAGAGAAACCUUGUCUCCCAACAACAAAAUAAAUAAAACAAGCACAGAAACAAACCACCCAGACUGAAAUCUCGAAGCCUCCAGACCUCAAUCCUGGUCCAGCGAGCGGCCCGAAUUCGGAACUUUUAUCGUACGGCUAAGAGUCCGCCCCCGCUUCCGGAGGGGCGCUGGUAAAAGACGGACCACUUCCGGCGAGGGGCGUAAAAGAGAUGGGUCGCUUCCGGCAAGGCCGUUCUCAACUGCGGUCCGCUUUCCGUAGAUGAUUGAAGUGCGCGCGGAGGCGGAGGCUCUCCACUCCUCUGGCUCGCGUGCUACAGCUUUCUCCGCUCGGCGACACCGAACCUUGCGACACGGGAACUUCGUACUCUGCCGCCUACCUCUCCUUCCUUUCAAGCUCCUUAAACAUCUCAGUUUCCUAGGUUGCUUUACCCCUACCGCAUUUUGAUCCUCCCCGGAGCCCUCCUGCCCUCCGAGACCCUGGCCCGACCGUGUGUACCGCAGGAGCCACCUCGCACCCGCUGAAAUUGCCUGACCGUGAUCCGGUGGACUCCGGGAUAUGACUGAUGAAGGGGUGGCUUGGGCGGAAACUAACGAGUAGGGUCUUUUGGGGAAGUCAGACAUGGGAGUGACAGUCUCAGGACAGCUACAGAACCUUCUGGCGGACUUUAGUGAGUUUUAACUUAUUUAUGAGGCUGGCUGAUGGACUGGUAACAAAGACUGACCAGCCCAGGUCCAAGUAUUGCCAGGAGAUCCAACGUGAUGCAAAGUCUGAGCUGACAGACAUCCAGGCUGCCCAGGCCAACCCACUUUACUGACCUGCCCCCACUAUCCGUGCAGCCAUGGAGAAGAUGUCCCGAGUGACCACUGCCCUCAGUGGCAAUGCACUGACUGGCCGCACCAUGCACUGCCAUCUAGAUGCACCGGCAAAUGCCAUCAGCGUGUGCCGUGAUGCGGCCCAGGUGGUUGUGGCAGGCCGCAGCAUCUUCAAGAUUUUUGCCAUUGAGGAGGAGCAGUUUGUGGAGAAGCUCAAUCUGCGUGUGGGCCGGAAGCCCUCACUUAACCUGAGCUGUGCUGACGUGGUCUGGCACCAGAUGGAUGAGAAUCUGUUGGCCACAGCAGCCACCAAUGGUGUGGUGGUCACAUGGAACCUGGGUCGGCCAUCCCGUAACAAGCAGGACCAGCUGUUUACAGAACACAAGCGCACUGUAAACAAAGUCUGCUUCCACCCCACCGAGGCCCAUGUGCUGCUCAGUGGCUCCCAAGAUGGCUUCAUGAAGUGCUUCGACCUGCGCAGAAAGGAUUCUGUCAGCACUUUCUCAGGCCAGUCUGAGAGUGUGCGAGAUGUCCAGUUCAGUAUUCGGGACUACUUCACAUUUGCCUCCACCUUCGAGAAUGGCAACGUGCAGCUCUGGGACAUCCGACGUCCUGACCGAUGUGAGAGGAUGUUCACAGCCCACAAUGGGCCUGUCUUCUGCUGUGACUGGCACCCCGAGGACAGGGGCUGGCUGGCCACAGGCGGACGCGACAAGAUGGUGAAAGUCUGGGACAUGACCACACACCGUGCCAAGGAGAUGCACUGCGUGCAGACCAUCGCUUCAGUGGCACGUGUCAAGUGGCGGCCUGAGUGUCGACACCACCUAGCCACAUGCUCCAUGAUGGUAGAUCACAACAUCUAUGUGUGGGAUGUGCGUCGGCCCUUCGUGCCAGCUGCUAUGUUUGAGGAGCACCGUGAUGUCACGACAGGCAUCGCCUGGCGCCAUCCCCAUGACCCCUCCUUUCUGCUCUCUGGCUCCAAGGACAGCACACUGUGCCAGCAUUUGUUUCGUGAUGCCAGCCAGCCUGUUGAGCGUGCCAACCCUGAGGGCCUCUGCUAUGGCCUUUUUGGGGACCUUGCCUUUGCUGCCAAGGAGAGCCUGGUGGCUGCUGAAUCAGGACGCAAGCCUUACACUGGUGACCGGCGCCAUCCCAUUUUUUUCAAGCGCAAGCUGGACCCUGCUGAACCCUUUUCAGGCCUUGCCUCCAGUGCCCUCAAUGUCUUUGAGAUAGAGCCUGGUGGUGGGAGUAUGAGCUGGUUUGUAGACACAGCUGAGCGUUAUGCUCUGGCUGGCCGGCCACUGGCUGAGCUCUGUGACCACAAUGCUAAGGUGGCUCGAGAGCUGGGCCGAAACCAGGUGGCACAGACGUGGACCAUGCUGCGAAUCAUCUACUGUAGCCCUGGUCUGGUGCCCUCUGCCAACCUCAACCACAGCGUGGGCAAGGGCAGCUCCUGUGGCCUGCCCCUCAUGAACAGUUUCAACCUGAAGGACAUGGCUCCUGGGCUAGGCAGUGAGACAAGGCUGGAUCGAAGCAAAGGGGACACACGAAGUGACACAGUUCUUCUUGACUCCUCUGCCACACUCAUCACUAACGAGGAUAAUGAGGAAACUGAGGGCAGCGAUGUGCCCACUGACUACCUGCUUGGUGAUGUGGAGGGUGAGGAGGAUGAGCUGUACCCACUGGACCCAGAACAUGUGAACCCCGAGGAGCCUGAGUAUGUGCUGCCACAGGAGGCCUUCCCAUUACGCCACGAGAUUGUGGACACACCGUCUGGGCCCGAGCACUUGCAGGACAAGGCUGACUCACCACAUGUGAGUGGGAAUGAGGCAGAUGCAGCCUCCUUGGCGCCUGUGGACUCCUCCUUCUCCCUCCUCUCCAUCUCACAUGCGCUGUAUGACAGCCGCCUGCCGCCUGACUUCUUCAGUGUGCUGGUGUGCGACAUGCUGCGCUUUUAUGCCGAGCAGGGUGAUGUGCAGAUGGCCGUAUCUGUGCUCAUCGUGCUAGGUGAACGGGUGCGCAAGGACAUCGAUGAACAGACCCAGGUGUGUGUGAUGCAGCAGGGGCGGGCCUCCCUGGAACAGCUGCUGUCCCAGCACCAUUCCUGUACAUGUUUGGGACAAACCCAGGAGCACUGGUACACAUCAUACAUUGACCUGCUGCAGCGGUUCCGCCUCUGGAAUGUGUCCAAUGAAGUGGUCAAGCUGAGUACCAGCCAAGCUGUCAGCUGCCUCAACCAGGCCUCCACCACCCUGCAUGUCAACUGCAGCCACUGCAAGCGGCCCAUGAGCAGCCGGGGUUGGGUCUGCGACAGGUGCCACCGCUGUGCCAGCAUGUGUGCUGUCUGCCACCACGUGGUCAAGGGUCUGUUCGUGUGGUGCCAGGGCUGCAGUCACGGCGGCCACCUGCAACACAUCAUGAAGUGGUUGGAGGGCAGCUCCCACUGCCCUGCGGGCUGUGGCCACCUCUGCGAGUACUCCUGAUCUGCCGCCGGGCUCCUGAGGCGGCUUCCACAGGGGCUCGGGGGAAGCCCCCCCCCCCCCCAGGGACUACACACACAGCCUCGAGUCUGCCUCUGUGCUGCCAUGGUAGGAGGCUGGAACUUAUGAACUCAAUAAAAAGCAGGAGUUGCUGUCGGA